CCAUCUUAUGUCUGAAUUCCAACAAAAUCAGAAGGAGUAAUUUAAAUGCUAGUAAGAAAAUAGAAAAGUAAAUUCAAUUUUGGCAGAUUUAAAUGGGAGCUGACUAUAGGUGUUUAUGGAUUAUAGACGGUGAUCGCUGCCUGUGAUCGCAGAGUUCACGGAGAACGGUUCUUGUUGAGGUGAGUUGUCACAGAAACAGUAUGAAACCUGUGGGGGUGAGAACCUGGGGGUAGGGUUGACUAUCUCAGACAGGAAAUUAUCAAACGAACAAACCAGGAAGGAUUAACUGGGAUAUUUCAUCUUUGAAAAGAUGGAGGAAACAGAGGAAACUCUGGCUGAACUGGUUGAGUCCAACUUCCUGAAGUGUUCCAGCUGUUGCCAUGACUACCAGAGUCCUCGUCUGCUGCCCUGUCUCCACAGUCUGUGUGAAGAGUGCAUCCAGAAGCUUCCUCGCCAAACCAGUUCUAUAGCAGACGAUCAGAAGUCAUCAGAAAACCUUCCUAAUGGAAACGUCAUUGAACGCUUUUCCUGCCCAGUGUGUGUAUCGUCAAUCUCACUACCUGAAGGUGGAGGCGGAACCUUUCAAAGCAAUGCAUUCUUACAGGACUUGUGUCAGCUUUACAAGUAUAAACACGAUAAAGACAGAAAAUGUGAUUACUGUACAUUUGCUGGUAAAACUGUCGAUGCUGUUUCUUUAUGUCUGAAUUGUCAUGACGACAUGUGUGGUGAUUGUCAAGAGGCUCACCAUAAGACAAAGAUCACCAGGAACCACCAAGUUGUGCCGUAUGAGCAGAUCAGAAAUGGACUCUAUGAUCAAGACAUCCGAGAACAUCAAUCAUUAAAGUGUGAGGAACAUGAAAACAAUUCUCUGACUUCUUUCUGUACUGACUGUGAGGCACUUCUCUGUCCCAAGUGUCAAACUCCUGAACACGGAGGCCACAAUGUUGUGGAUCUUGAUAACGCUUUGCCAAAGUAUUCAAAACAAAUAAAAGGCCUAAUCUCCAGCAUUAAGACCCGUCUUCCGUCCAUACAGAAUUACUGCGAGUUUUUAGAGAAGUACGCAGAGAAUUUGGACCAGACGAAACAACAGCUUCUGACGGACACACAGACACAGGCCGACAGCUUGCAUAGCAUGAUUGACGAGUGCAAGAACAAGCUCCAGCAAGAGAUCAAAGAGACGUGUGAAACUGAGAUGGAUCAAGCCAAAGACAAGCUGAAGAAUCUACAGGUCGCCUCGGGCUCCCUGCAUAACAAUGCUUACUUCCUAAACCAGCUGAUGGCUCAUGGGAAACCAGAAGAAGUUCUGGCAAUGCACCGAGAAAUCACAACCAGACUGACUCAACUCAUUAAAAUGCAACUAGAUGGUCUUACAUCCAAACUCAGGAUUGGAUUUCUCCCUGGAGCCAGCACUGAGCAGAAUCUGCAGACCUUGUUCGGCAAGCUUUCAAAUGACAUGGUACCCAUUGGCAAAAGCGAAUCCACCCAGUUAGCAGGGGAUGAGCUCAAAAUCACCUCAAUGCUACCCAAUGUCAAAAACACUGCUGAAUUCCUGCUAGCCUUUGAUUCAGAGGGGACUGAUGAGAACCGGGACAUCUGGCCUACAGGAAUGAGUGUCACCAAGAAGGACAAUAUAGUCAUUGUGGACAGGGACAACAAAAAAAUCAAAAUCUUUGACUCAGUGGGAAAAUUACUGAAGGAAUUUACAGGAGAAAACGACAACAAAAUCGGAAUUCCUUUUGAUGUCACAGUGCUAGAGAACGAUACUGUAGCAGUGACAGACUAUGAACAAGAAAACAUAAAGGUUUUCACACAAGACGGAAACCACGUUCUCACUAUAUCUGGCUUCUUUAAACAUCCCCGCGGAAUAACGACCAACAGCAAGGGAGAGAUUCUAGUCGUAGACUGUCGUCAGCAAAGAAUUACAGUUCAUGACCCUAGAUCUGGCAACCUGAUUAAGACGAUAGAAGCUGAGGACCAGAAAGGAAACAAAGUCCUAGUCGACCCCUACUACAUCUCCACAACUCACGAGGAUAACAUUCUAGUCACUGACACGGCUGCUCCGAACAUUAAAGUGUUCAACAUGGAGGGGCGAUAUAUCGCAGAAUAUGGCACCUACGGAAUCAAAGAGCAGCAGAUUCUGCAACCAUUUGGAAUCUGUGUGGACGAAUACGGAUAUAUCUUUGUUGCCGAUAAUCAGAACCAUCGCAUUCAUCUUCUGAACCCUGAUGGAAAGCUGAACAAGUUUCUACUCACCAAAAGCAACAGUAUAUGGCACCCAAUGGCUGUUAACAUUUCAAAAAAGGGAUUUUUCAUGGUGUCAGAGGCAUUAGGAAAAAUUAGACUGUACAAGUAUUUAUAGACUUCCGUGUAUAGCAUCAUGAAACUUAGGAACUACAAGAAUUACCAAUACCUAGUAUAUCAAAUCACACAGUAUACCAUUUGAUUCUUUGAAAUCAAGCAACAAAAUAUAUUGUAUUGAUUUACAUGAUGUAACAUUAGAAAAUUCAAUUGUGUGAUUUUGCGAAUGAAUCAUUCACAGAUUGGCACUGUAUAGAAUAAGGAUUCUCUCCAUCUAGAAGUUUCCCUCACAACGGCACUGGUUUUGGCAAUCCUUAAUGUACACUUUGUAGCCUCUUAAAUAAAUUUACAUCAAACUGUA
Ostrea edulis (European flat oyster) is the source of this 2659-nucleotide messenger RNA. Its product is annotated as E3 ubiquitin-protein ligase TRIM71-like. Lineage: Eukaryota; Metazoa; Mollusca; Bivalvia; Ostreida; Ostreidae. Gene Ontology annotation, cellular component: chromatin; nucleoplasm. Gene Ontology annotation, molecular function: ubiquitin-protein transferase activity; protein binding; zinc ion binding. The record is from RefSeq and is a predicted model, not a curated record. The transcript is spliced from 2 exons. The coding region runs from base 311 to 2359 and encodes 682 amino acids. Gene Ontology annotation, biological process: positive regulation of DNA-templated transcription.